Botrytis porri is the source of this 4609-nucleotide messenger RNA. RefSeq lists its product as uncharacterized. The record is from RefSeq and is a predicted model, not a curated record. Gene Ontology annotation, cellular component: cytoplasm. The transcript is spliced from 6 exons. Bases 1233 to 3551 code for a protein of 772 amino acids. Gene Ontology annotation, molecular function: oxidoreductase activity. Lineage: Eukaryota; Fungi; Ascomycota; Leotiomycetes; Helotiales; Sclerotiniaceae.
CUAGCCUUUCUAGCUUUUCUUACCGCGUACCUUCCUCCCUCCCUCUCUCCCUCCCCAGUAGUUAAACUGCAGUGAUCAAUAAAUUGCUUUGAUAGAAGUUCAUCAGCCACCUGGACAAUACGGAGAACCAUAUCUCCAUGGCGUUGUGAAAAUAAACAGCCUUCCAUCUACCUCUCACACAACUUCAUCCACCACACGUCUUGGCAUCAGCACAUUCAUCUUUUUUUCUUCUUCUUAUCAAGGGAGAGAAACAGACCCAAAGCAUAGAGAAAGAGAACAACAAUCCAGCAGGAACGAAGGUCCUUCUUCAAGGUUUCAGCAAGGGAAGGGAAAGGGAAAAAAAAAACAUCCACACAAGAGGGGAAAAAAUAAAUACGCAAACCAAACGAAAUUCAACCGCAUUCGUUCAAGCCAUUCUCCUCCGUCAGCGCAAUCAAAAACGGCGUCGGAAACUUUCCAUUUCAUCUAUUUAAUUUUUAAUCCUUGGAUUUUCCUUCAUUCUUGUCAACAGCCUCUCUCAGUGUCUCUCUCUCCCAUUUUCUGUUUCUGUCUAACUCUCUGUUCUAUCUCUCUCCGUCUACCUCACUCUUCCUUCGACGGUUCGACCGGUGCUUUCUCCAUCAGAGACAGAUAGACUCUCGCAGUACAUAUAUCCAUUGUGCGUGCCUCUCUCGUUUUUUAAUGCUCCAUGAUCCACAUAGAUCACAAACAACGCCAACGCCUUUUCUGCUACGCCCUGUUUUCUGUUUGAUUCCUCGCAAAUUCGAAGAAAAAGUUCAAACCCCAUCUGGAUUCGGAUUCCUGAACAAUCCACAUCUGCAUCCACCAUAAUCAAUAAAAUCCACACUCUUUUCUUCCUGCGGUUUUAGCAGACAGGUCCAAUUAUAUUCACGGUCGUGAAUGCCACCACCCAAUCCAGGUCCAUCGAAAAAGACUCGUCCCGCAACCUAAAGAAAGACAAAGGGUCUCUUCAGGCCUUCACGCUCGUUUUACCAACAAUACUAGGACGAUCAGGACUAGAAGUUCCUCACAUCCCUACCCAGGCCGCCUCAGUUUUUGGCACCAAGACAGGGGAAAUACAAUAAUACAGCUGCAAAAAGCAAAUCCAAUUUUACGAUUAGUUUUGGCUACCCAGUUUGACUCGGUACAUCAAAUUGAACGAGGGACGGCAGAGUGAGCUGCUUAAUCUCAAACUUGGUCAAAUACUAGACCAGCAUUGGCCAAGACUCAAGAUGGCACCCACUCCUCCCCGAUUAAGAAUUCUAUCAGUUGGUGGAAAUGCUGUCUCUGCUUUCCUGUCAUGGAGGCUUCAAGCUACCAACGCUUGCGAUGUGACAUUGGUGUGGAAAUCUGGGUUUGACGCUGUACACCAAUACGGGAUAUCGUUCAAAUCUACAUCUUUUGGCAACGAACGAUUUAAACCACGACAUGUCGUCCGCACUCCGGAAGAAGCUGCAAGUAACAAAGAGGGCCCCUUCGAUUACGUCCUGCUUUGCGUAAAAGCCCUACCAGAUGUAUACGAUCUCGCGGCAGUGAUCGAGUCGGUCGUCACACCACAACAUACAUGUAUAUUAGUCAACACCACAAACACACUCGGUGUCGAGGCCCAUCUAGAAUCAAGGUUUCCAAGCAAUGUCGUGUUAUCACUCGUCUCGGGUGCUGAAAUAGCGCAGUUGGGAGCAAGCGAAUUUGAACACAAAGGUUCUACCGAGAUAUGGGUUGGACCGGCGACAAAGAACCCUUCGAUGCCUAGCACUAUACAAGGUGAUAUGGCUGAGGCAUUGGCGAUGACUUUGAGUGGUGGGCAAGUUGAGUGUCAUGUUUCCCCAAACAUAAUGCAACAGCAGUUUGAGAGGAUGAUUGGACCCAUAGCAUUUCAUCCACUGAGUGUAAUCUUCGAAACACCAUCGCACGCUGCGUUACUGGAGAAAGUUGGCGUAAAGUCAAUGAUAUCUGAAUUAUUUGACGAAUUGGUCAACCUUGCCCAAGCACAACAUUGUGAAUUUCCCGCAAACUUCAAAGAAAAGAUCAUGGAGGAUAUGACAAAGCCUUCCGAGACCAAUAGCAUCAUGUACCAGGACUAUGCCGCCAAGCGACCGAUGGAGGUUGAGACUUAUCUUGGGUCCCCUAUAAAACUUGCUCAGCUAGUUGGCGUUCAGGUGCCUCGCAUAGAGACUCUUUAUCCGAUCCUCCACAACCUCAACAUUGUCAAUCAGCAAAGGAAAGAGACAAACCUCGCACCAAUACCGUCUCCUAUGGCUCCUCCUAUGAGAAUGUCAUCUGCACCUCCUCCUAGACCUAUGAUGAAUGGAGGACCACCCGGGAGAGGUAGAGGGCGUGGAUCGUCUAUGGGUCCUCCACCAGGUAUGCGGCGCGGACCAGGUGGCCCACCAAACGGUUUUGGCCGGCCUCCACCAAACGGAGCUCCCCAAUCGCGAAACCAGUCGAGGCGGGGGUCUUUAGAAGGUAAUGAUCUCGAAGAGUUUAGUCACUUGGUUUUGUAUGAUGAUAUUCCCGAAGGUGGAGAAGCACCCUAUCCUGCUGCAGCUGGCGGCGGUGGCGGCGGUGGUGGUGGUGAGAUUGCCCUGAGAGAGCGAGAAUUAAUGCUCAGACAACGUGAACUUGCUCUUCGGGAGCAAGAGAUGCGCAUGCGUCAAGGUGCUGGUGCCCCUCCUAAAUCUCGUCGAGGCCCAUCUACACCUUCAGUGCGAAACGGGGGCGGCUUCGACGACGAUGAUGACGACGAUGACUACUAUGUUGAUCCUGCAGAUGCUCCACCUGUUCCACUGAUCGAUCCCGACAACUUUGAUAUGAUGAGCGUUACAUCACGUCGAAACCGUGCAAAGCCGGGGCCUACCAAACAACAAAUGCGUGCUAAUCCAGAAUUCGAUAGCGGCCCUCCUCCUCCCCGUCGAGGCGGUGGAUUUAUGCGUGGCAAUAUCCCUCGAAAUCGAUCUAGCGCCAGAAUAAUAAGUCAAGUUCCCGGUUUACACGACAAUUUAAUGGAUGAUCCCUUGAUGGGGUAUUCAUCUGAUCGGUAUGGUACUGUGGAUAGACGAGCAAUGGGUAUGGAUUCGAGGGCGAGUUCUUUGACAGCCGCUCGGCUAGACGAGUUACAGUACGGGUCAUCCGGUCCACCAAUUCAUGGGCAAGGUGGUCCAUAUCCAACUGCGAGAAGAGCAAGUCAAUCACCAGGAAAUCCGUAUAGUCCACAAGCACAGAGAGCAAAUGGAAGACCUUCGCCACCGAAUGGGUAUAUGGCGGGGUCUAUGAAUGGCAGACCGUCGCCUCCAGGGGGUAUGAGACAGCCUGCACCUCGGCACCCGCCGGGACAGGGGAACAUGGUUGCACCGCAACAGGUUGAGCAAUAUGCUGGGGUGAGCGCCCUCCAUCCACCAAAAGGUCCUAUGAAUGUGCGAAGUCUGACCGGCAGUGCUAGCGCUAGCGCAGGUAGUGGUGACAGCGGCGCAAGCGCCAACCUCGACUCAGAGCCAUCUGCAAACAGCAGUCAAAGUAGUCUCGGGCCGCGUCCCCCCAUGGGGGUGAGGUAGGUUCAAAGACACAGCUAAACGUUUCUCGAUGUUUGUCACAUUCGUCUCUUGGUGAUAAUGGUACGCAUUCGAUUUACUUUAUUCGGCGACGAAUUUUCUCUGAUCGAUGGCCUUUGCCUCCUUCAUCUGCAUAUACACCUUAUCCUUUUCUUCGAACUUCGCUUUAAUGGCUUCGACCACUUCCAUACGUCUUGAAAAUUCGGGGACGCCUCUCCCGUGGGGGAAAUAAUGAUGAAAUACACAAUUAGAUUUUGGUGGGGUUUGAAUGAGGAAGCAUUGUCGUUUUUUUUACGUCUUCCAGUUGAGGAGGGACGGGUACAUACACAUGUGCAUGGCGAGAUGCAUCGCGCACAAGUUUUGUUUUUAUUUUCUGGUAAUAUUGCAUUUGGGGUGGCGUCUUGAUGUCUGCAUAUAAUUUCUAUACUCCAUUUUUCCACAGUUGCUCUGGGACAGCUCAUGCGAGUGAGUGACUGAACAGUAUUUUAUCUCGUCUAUCCUUCUUCAUAAGUGGACUUUUUAUUGGUGGGAGCAACGGAUGGGGAUCUUUGGUAUAUGUCAGACAGAGGAUUUUCCUUUCUUGUUUCACUACUUCACUUACCGGCUAGCUGUGGUGGGAGGAACUCUACUUGGCGCCAUGUGUCAGACAAAUUCUAAAAUGGUGAAAUUGACGAGGAAGUAGGAAAAGUUCGAAUCUCACCGGCAAGGUUGAGAUGGAAUGGAGAAUGGGAAGCAGAGAUGAUGGUUAUGGGAUAUCUAUUUUCUUGGUUGAUUGCUAGACCGAAGGGCUGGGAUGGAAUAGGAUGGGUUUGACGGUGUUGUAUAGACAAAUGGAUGUACGGGCGGAUAGGUAGGCUUGGGUGGAUUUUCAUCAUGGUGUGUUGAUGGCCUGAGGGGAUAAGAGGCGCGCUAUUGGGAAGGAAUGAAGUUACAGUCUAGAUAGGGAGGGAAGGUGGAUGAUGAAAAAUGGGCAUGAGUGGUCUGGAAGAGCAGAGUCAGUGUGUAGGCAGUCAAUCAUUUCUGAGAAGUAAAUACGAGAGAUAAUUUGGAAAUUUUGUUAG